Penicillium griseofulvum is the source of this 921-nucleotide messenger RNA. Its product is annotated as TFIIH/NER complex subunit SSL1. The coding region runs from base 1 to 921 and encodes 306 amino acids. Gene Ontology annotation, cellular component: transcription factor TFIIH holo complex. The transcript is spliced from 4 exons. NCBI's taxonomy places the organism in Eukaryota, Fungi, Ascomycota, Eurotiomycetes, Eurotiales, Aspergillaceae. The record is from RefSeq and is a predicted model, not a curated record. Gene Ontology annotation, biological process: nucleotide-excision repair; regulation of transcription by RNA polymerase II.
AUGGCCGACUCCGACGAAGAAUAUGUGGGGGAUGUAACAGAAGACGAAGAUGAUUUACAGGUGACUCGGGGCGAUAAUCCGCGAGCCAAAAGAAAGCAGCGCGGUGGUGCAGAAUGGGAGCUAUCCAGAACAUGGGAGACAUUGGUGGAGGGUGCAGAUGGUACCAUCAACUCGACUGUCGAAGGUCUGCUAGAGGCUGGAAAACGAAAAAGGUCAGACCAUUCCUCUUACAGCGCUCAUAUAUCCUUACUGAAGUGUAUCGCCCAGGCUCUUGAAAGAUACCACACCACUACAACGUGGUAUCAUUCGACAUCUCAUCCUAAUUCUCGAUCUAUCACAAUCGAUGUCCGAGAAGGACUUGCGACCCACGAGAUACUUGUUGACUCUCCGCUCGGUGUUCUCGGCCUGAGAGAUGGCCUUGCGCUCCGAGUCAGUGAUAUGAGUGGUAAUCCAACAGAACACCUCACAGCCAUCCAAGCCCUCAAAACACAAGAACCGAAAGGUUUGCCUAGUCUUCAAAACGGAUUGGAGAUGGCACGUGGUGCUCUUUUCCAUACACCUAGCCAUGGCACCCGAGAAGUGCUAUUUAUAUAUGGUUCCCUCCUUUCCUCCGAUCCUGGAGACAUCCACCAAACGAUAGAUGCCCUGAUCAACGACAAAAUCCGGAUUGGUAUCGUGGGACUCGCAGCGCAAGUUGCAAUUUGCCGGGAACUUUGUACAAAGACCAACGGUGGUGAUGAAACAGCAUAUGGCGUAGCACUGAAUGAGCAGCACUUUCGAGAGCUGAUGAUGGACUGGAGUCCAGCCCAUCGCUCUGCGCAUGCCAUUCAAAGCCCUCACGAGGAGGCUAUCUUUGCUCACGAUGCAACAGCAAAGUGUGUAGUCUUCCUGCUGAAUGCCCAUCUUGUGGGCUCACAUUGA